ACCUCCGUCCCGAAACGCAGCAGCAGCGUCAGAAGACAGCGGCGGCACGGCUUCUCCUCCUCCUCCCCCCCACCCAUUCCCCGGCGAGCCAUGUCCGGCGGCGGGUGCAGCGUGCGCGCCAUCUGGAUCCUUACGCCGCACGACACCGUGGCCUUCUCCAGGCGGUUCGCGGUAGUGGAGAAGCGAUGGCGCGCCUCCUGGGAAGCGGAGGGCGGAGGUGGCGGCGAGGGGGACGGGUGGGGCGCUGGGGCGACGACGCCGCCGCAGCAGCCGCCGGCCGACCACGAGGUCGCUGCCGCCUUCGCUGAGCGCCGGAAAAGGGAAGGAACUGCACGUGGUUCUGGUAUUCGUACAAGCCUGUCAUCUGUAGGGUCAGAUUCCUGGGUCGACGAUCCAAUCACUCGCCAAGUUAUAUCACUUCACAUUGCUAAAGAGGAAUCAGAUGGCUUCAUGAUCUGGCCAGUGGUUCUGCAGAAGCGCGGAUGGUAUUAUGUCCUUGUGUUGCCUAUGGUGGAUCCGCAGUCAUUUAGAGCGUACGAGAAUCUUUUAAAAAGGUCUGAUUGUGGGAGUUCGGCCAAGGAGAAUGGCAAUCUCUCAUCCAUCCUGCUCAAUCUUCCAUGCAUAACAGGGGCAUUUAUGGUUGCGCAUGUUAUUGGGGACAUAAUUACUGGUGAUGUUGCUGAACCUGAGGUGAUCGUUAGCUCCGGGCCCUCUGUUGGUGGACUAUUGGAUUCAUUGACUGGAAGUAUAGGUAUUUCUGCCCGAUCAAAGCCUAUUGCUGCACCUGUUGCUGCACCAACUGCUUCAGCCUCUUCACCUGUUGGCGCUGCUCAAUCCGAGUCCUUAAAAGGUGGUGUUAGACCUUUUGACAAGGAUUUACUGCGGAACUUCAUCAUUGGUGCAAUGCCUUUUGGCACACCUCAGGAUCUCAAUUAUGCCAAUGUUAAUUCAAUUAGAACUACUGGAUAUUCUGGCGAUCCUCUUCCGACCGACCAGAAGCAACCUGCCUGGAAACCCUACCUGUACAAAGGGAGGCAAAGGAUUCUUUUUUCUAGCCUGGAGACUAUACAUGCUGCACUGUAUGACCGUGACGAUGUGCCAGAUUUCCUUUCUGUUUCAGGACAAGUAACCUGUAGGGCUGAACUAGAAGGACUACCUGAUGUUUCUUUGCCACUGACUGGGUUAAAAACUGCUCAUGUUGAGGUCUCAUCAUUCCAUCAUUGUGUCCAAGCUUCAGAGCCCACUAAUAAUAAGCAAACCCUUGUUUUUCAGCCACCAUUAGGAAAUUUUGUAUUAAUGCAUUAUCAAUCACCAUGCAACACUGCUCCUCCUGUUAAAGGGUUCUACCAGUUGUCCAUGGUUUCUGAAAAUGAAGGUGCUUUUCUAUUUAAGCUGACAUUGAUGGAGGGUUACAAGUCUCCCUUCAUUAUGGAUUUUUGCAUGAUUACAAUGCCAUUCCCUCGAAGAAGGGUUGCAUCGUAUGAGGGAAAUCCAUCAAUUGGGACAGUUUCAAUGACAGAGCAUUCAAUUGAAUGGAGGAUUGUUACAAGUGGCCGGGGCCUCAGUGGUAGAAGCAUUGAGGCUACCUUCCCUGGUACUGUUAGGUUUCUUCCUAGAACAACACAGAGAACAAGUUCGUCAUUUCGGCUAGUUUCAAGCACUGCAUAUACUGAUGAUAGUGACAAUGAGCAAGAUAACGUUAAGAAUGGAGCUAGCUUGGAUGAUUACAUCAUGGAAAAAAUCAAUAAGGAUCUUCAGGCAGUUGAUUUAGAAGAGCCAUUGUCUUGGCAAGCAUAUAAUUAUGCUAAGGUUUCUUUCAAGAUCACUGGAGGCACGCUAUCUGGUCUUACAAUUGAUCCAAAAUCUGUAAACAUAUACCCUUCUGUUAAAGCCCCACCUGAAUACUCAAUGCAGGCUUCUUCUGGAGAUUACAUACUGUGGAACACCUUGGGAAAAUGUCCUACCGCUAUUCUACCUAGAGAACUAUGAUUGUCAGUGUGUUUCAGCAUAGUGUCAGCAUAAUUUGGUGUAGAUCUUUUUGUUGUACAGACUCCACGUUUUGUUUUCCCGUGUUUCCGUUCCUCGUACAAGAUCUGUGGUGGGAAGUUUUUGGUCCUUCCCAUUCAUGAGUUCUUUCCCUUUUUUUAAGGAGAAAAACUACAAACCUGCAGAUCUUUCUGUCUGAAGUCCCAUCACUUGUGGCUGUCGUGUGGCAAUACAAUCUGAAAUCCAUGAUGUUUUGAGCAAUGGAAUUUCCCAUCUCCUGUGGUUGGCAA
This is a messenger RNA of Setaria italica (foxtail millet), 2276 nucleotides long. Its product is annotated as AP-5 complex subunit mu. The transcript is spliced from 8 exons. Lineage: Eukaryota; Viridiplantae; Streptophyta; Magnoliopsida; Poales; Poaceae. Gene Ontology annotation, cellular component: clathrin adaptor complex; late endosome; lysosome. Gene Ontology annotation, biological process: endosomal transport; intracellular protein transport. The record is from RefSeq and is a predicted model, not a curated record. The coding region runs from base 91 to 1989 and encodes 632 amino acids.